Schizosaccharomyces japonicus yFS275 is the source of this 1314-nucleotide messenger RNA. RefSeq lists its product as hypothetical. Lineage: Eukaryota; Fungi; Ascomycota; Schizosaccharomycetes; Schizosaccharomycetales; Schizosaccharomycetaceae. The record is from RefSeq and is a predicted model, not a curated record. Bases 12 to 398 code for a protein of 128 amino acids. The transcript is spliced from 2 exons.
AUCUUUGAUCCAUGGGUCAAUUAUGCUCGACACCGAAGAAACAUUCCAAAAAUGAUGGUGGAAGAGCAGCUUCACCGGUUCCUCGACGGAUAGAAAAGCCACAAUUGCAAUCGAACAGAAACACACCAAAGCUUCAAACACCAGCGAAAGCAGCUACCCGACCAAGUGGAGGGAGAAAGCUGGGAGCAUUAUCUCCAUCAACAUCGCCUUCAUCGCAAGCAUUGUCGCCUCAAGAAGCAGCCUGGCUUUCAGCGGAGAAACGUCAAGAAACACAAAAGAAAUCGCAAAAGGCUCUUGGAAAACAAUUAGAUAAAGAGAGAUCCAAGAGUACACGAGCACAUCUCGCUGACAUGGCCCGCGAACGUGAACAAGAACAAGCUCGUAUGGUGUGGGAUUAGUGCGUUUAUUGAAUUCUGUCGUUUCGAAUGCAUUAGAAGCCGUCUGUUGCUGAAUGCAGCUUCUUGAGGAUGUCAGUGAUUCAGUUCCUUAUACAGUGAUAAUUGGAGUGCCUGUGUUACAACCGCACUAAAUCAACUGCGAAGGGCACUGACAACGUCCCUCCAGUGCACCUCAAUAACUUCAACGGGGGAUAUGGACGACAGCGAUGGAUCGUUAGGAGGGACGUAUGUUUGGUCAUUCGCAUCCGCCCGCAACAGCUGUAAUGGCGAAUACCGCCGAGACAUGGCCGACCAAGAGUACCGCGCGAAAAAGAGGUUGCCAUUGUUAAACACGCUUGGUGCUUCUUGCCGUUGGUCACGAGAAGGAGGACCUUGUUGGUCCUCCUGGUCCGUCGUUAGGUCGUCCGUCCUCUCCUUUGCUCGAUUGUUCACAGCAGCCAGCAGAACAAGAAUGAGGAACUGUAGCAGCCAAAGUACCACAUUUAACUUCAGCAUAUCCAUAAUUGAAGAUGCCGCUUGCUCGCCAACAAAAUUGACGAUCAUUCCUCCAUACAGAUAACCAUCAGAGCGUUCAAACGGUAUGGGUGGACCGUAGAUCCAUAUACUGAGCAAAGUAAUGGCAAUAAUUGUGUAGAAUGUGAACACGGGCAAAAGAUAGAUAAUUGCGCUUUGUGCGGAAUUUUUUAAAUAGUUGCAGGCUUUUAAGAGUAGCUGAAUUAGACAGGUGUUAGUGAUUAAGUACAGGAAGCGCGUAUUCUGGAAGAUGGACAACUGACACAUACCCAUUGAUAGAAGCAUUUGAGCACAAAGCUAAAAAAGAGAAGACUAGGAAGUUAGCAAGAAAAUGAAUGACGAGAAUACUAAGGAAACACAAUUGAUGAAGAUGCUUUUGUUGUUGCAUCAGAUAUCAAUUCGC